Messenger RNA from Patella vulgata (common limpet), 878 nucleotides. RefSeq names its product plasminogen. Gene Ontology annotation, molecular function: serine-type endopeptidase activity. The record is from RefSeq and is a predicted model, not a curated record. Lineage: Eukaryota; Metazoa; Mollusca; Gastropoda; Patellidae. Bases 112 to 855 code for a protein of 247 amino acids. Gene Ontology annotation, biological process: proteolysis. The transcript has 6 exons.
UGGAAUACUGACCAAGAGGGUAUUGGAUGUGGUUUACAGGAUAUUGAACCGCGAUUGGUCGAUUUAAGGAUUAUAGGAGGAACGUCAGCCAUACGUGGCAGUUGGCCGUGGAUGGUGUCUUUGAAAACUGCAGGACAACAUUUCUGUGGUGGUGUUUUGAUAUCAAGAGAAUGGGUUGUAUCAGCAGCACAUUGCAUGUUAUUUAUGCCUGGAAUGGAUGAUCCAAAUUUAUGGGAAAUUCGUUUGGGAAGAUUUGACCCAGCAUUUAAUGUUACCGAACCAGAAACAGAGCAGACAUUUAACAUUUCUGGUAAACCCAUAUUCUACGACGGUUUGGAUGUUGAACAGUUCUAUAGAGGCCUCCCGGUAGAUAAUGACCUGGUGCUGCUGAAAUUGGCCAGACCGGCUAUUAUAACUAGUUGGGUUAAACCAAUUUGUUUACCCGAAAAAGACGAGGAGCCUGUAAAUAGAGAGAGAUGUGUUAUAACUGGAUACGGACAAACUAUACCCAAUGUUGGUCCACCUCGCAAAUUGAAGCAAGCCAUUAUACCGAUUGUUGAUUUUGAAACAUGCCAGGAUAUUGAAGGGUAUAAGAAGCUACUCACGUCAAAUAUGAUAUGUGCUGGUUACAAAGAUGGUGGAGUAGAUAGUUGCAAGAUGGAUAGUGGUGGUCCGCUACAAUGUUUUGGUAACGAAAGGUGGGUUGUUUCAGGUAUUACGUCAUGGGGUGAUGCGGGACAGUCGGGAUGUGCUAAAGCCUUGAGACCUGGAGUCUACACAAAAGUUAGCAGCUAUUCGUCGUGGAUUAAAAACAUGAUAUAUGAAGAUUAUGUUGCAACUCGGAACAAGCAAUAGUGAUAUUUAAAUAGUGAUAACAA